GAAGUGUGCAUCGUUCGUACGCAGAAUCUGUAUCUGAAGAUGUUUCGGGAGUUUUACCCCUAGGAUAGAUUCCUGUAUUUUACGUCGUCGUGUUGACAAAAUAAGGACGACAACGUCGAGUGAGACAAUAGCGAAACGUAAAUAUUCGUACGGCUCCUUGGCAUCGUAUGAUCGGUUUUUGGCGACGGUGAACCGUUAUCUUUCCUUUCCCUUCUUCGUCCUGCAGCGCUCGUAAUCUUCUUCUUAGCCGUGUAGUUUUUCGCCGUCAGCAUCGUCUAUUUCCGGUGAAUGUUUGUCCGUUUGAGUUUUUUUUUUCGUUUCGAGGCUUAGUGUUCUGUUGUCGUGUCCUCCAGUGGAUUUGAUAGAGUCCUGUUUGAGUUAUUUUUGAUAUUUUUGCGUUUUACCGUGUUGUUUUUUUUCCCGGGAUAUUAUACAUGGCAAAAAGGAUCUAAUGCAAAGUGAAAUUUGUUGGAAUGAAAAUAUGAGAUGAAAAUUAAGAAAGGACGACUGUAGCGGCUAUAGUUCAACGUUGUCGGAAUUCAUGAAAAAUAUCAUACAAUCCUGAACGGUUUUAUGUGCUCCACCAGCAACAGUGGAAGGAGAGUACGGAAGGAGUGGAGGCGAGCAUCGGAGCUUAUAAGAUUUAGUCGUAUAAUGACACAGUAAGGGGUGGAUUUGCUCGCGUCGACCACCCACCGCCGCCCACUCCCGCGGCUUCUGCGACAUUCAGUGCGUUGUCUAUUGUCAGCGAUAAGCACCGAUAAGUGGUUGUACAACCAAAUUGGACUUGCCGAAGCAUCGACGCCAACGACAAAGAUAACGCCAACAACAACGACACAUACACCAAUUGGUCCAUCAACGUCUCUGCACAGAAGGGGUGGACAUUUAUACGAACCCUUGAAUUGUUGUUGUUAUUAUCCUCUUUGAUUUUGACAAACACUCGUUGGAAUUAUACUUUCAUCGUUCAGUUUAUUCGUUUGUUUGUUUAUUUUUUUUUAUGCUUUGUUUUCUGUUUGUUCGAAAUCCUGUUGCAUUUUUAUUGCCGUAAUUUCGGGAAUUAUUGUGGCUUAACCCAAAAGGACUAUUAAACAUAUUUAAGUGUUGUCUUGCGAGACAUUUGCCAAUGGAUUAACGUGUGACACUGAAAAGUGCGGAUCAUUUGUUUACGAUAAGACAUCAACAUUUAACUGACACGAGUAGGCACAGGAUAAGACGAUAAUCCAGGCUGUUCAAGGAUUCAUGCUGAAAAAAUGACGAAGUUGUUUAUGUACAUUUUAGUGUAACAUGUUCGCAGAUUUUGUACAAAAUGUUCGGCUUUAGUGUUUAUGGAGUUCAGAGUUGAUGAAAGUCCUUACGCUUGAUUAGUUUCAAUUCAAAGAAUUUAGUAAAGCAUUACAAAGGAAGAGUUUUGAGGAUUGUACAGAAAGGUACAAUCGCGGUGAUAUAUUUAAAUGACGAUGGCUGCAUACGCACAGUUUGGUUAUGGCUAUCCGACGGCAAGUCAGUUGCUGGUCGGUGGAGGCGGGCAAACAACAACAACCGCCGCGAGUGCACAAUCACCGAUAUCAGGUGCUAAUGCACCAUCUUUAAGUCCCUCAGGUGGGUCGGCGACUGGAGCUCCGACCGGUGCUUUAAGUCCUGGCGCAAUGUCGCAAACAUCGAAUGCACCCGCGACAGGAUCAUGUUGUGAAAAUGGUCGACCAAUUAUGACGGAUCCUGUAUCAGGACAAACUGUCUGUUCGUGUCAAUAUGAUUCGGCACGAUUAGCCCUAUCGGGAUAUUCAAGGAUACCUACGGCCGGAGUUGGAGUUUAUGGAACACCAUAUCCGUCAACGGAUCAAAAUCCAUAUCCGAGUAUUGGAGUUGAUAGUUCAGCGUUUUAUUCACCACUUAGUAAUCCCUAUGGUUUAAAAGAAAGUGGACCAACGACGGACAUGAGUGCGUGGACGUCAGCUGGGCUCCAGCCAACAACAGGAUACUAUCCCUAUGAUCCCACAUUAGCGGCUUAUGGAUAUGGCGCCGGAUAUGAUUUGGCCGCUCGCCGUAAGAACGCCACCCGAGAAUCGACGGCAACGCUCAAAGCGUGGCUCAAUGAGCACAAGAAGAACCCUUAUCCGACAAAGGGUGAAAAAAUCAUGUUGGCUAUUAUUACGAAAAUGACAUUGACACAAGUAUCCACGUGGUUUGCAAAUGCACGCCGAAGACUGAAAAAGGAAAAUAAAAUGACGUGGGAGCCGAAAAAUAAAACGGACGAUGAUGAUGAUGCAAUGGUUUCAGACGAUGAAAAAGAUAAAGAUGAUAUGGAUGCAGAUAAGAAUCGUGAUCAUAAAGAUCCCCUACAUCACGUUAAAUCCGAACAUGAUAAAGAUGACGAUGAUGACGAUCUAACCGACGAUGAUCGAAAACCUGAAACUUUAGGAUUAAUGACGGGACAUGGUCAUUCCAUGUCCCAUCACCCACAUUCACAUCAUCCAGCAUAUCAACAUCAUCAGCAUCACAGUAUGCUUGGCGGUUAUCCAGGUAUCAAAGAGGAAAUCAGUGGCGGUCCAAAAAACCAGACAAGCAGCGACUGUGGUGUCCCGAUUCCAGCAACAAAACCGAAAAUCUGGAGUCUGGCAGACACAGCCGCUUGCAAAACCCCACCACCCUCAGUAGCUGGACAUCAUCAUCACCUUCUGGGUCAUCAUCAUCAAUCUCAACAACAACAGCAACAACAUCAAUUACACCAAUUGCAACAGGCCUCUCUGCAUCACAACAACAACAACAACAAUCAAGCGCAACAUCAAGGCUGGAUGGGAAACUAUCCGCAGUCCCAUCAGCAGCAACAGCAGAUUCAUCAACAACAGCACAAUACCAACAACCACAGCAACAAUGGUGGAAACGGUACCACAGUCGGCAUGAUGAAUAUGUCCGGCCAUAUGAAUAUGGGGGCUGGUAUGACUCACCAACAGCAACAACACCUCACCAACAACAGCAACAAUCAGCAAACCCUAUCGCCGAAUCACCAGCAACAGCAGCAACAUCAUCGUCAGCAGCAGCUCACCAACAACAACCCCAACAGCAACACUCAUCAAAUGAAUAUGAUGAACACCUUCGGAAAUUCACAAUAUUCCCGUUACGGGGGGUUUCUAGGGGGAGCUACCAACACCAACAAUUCUAUCCCCACCACGGCUCAUCAAAUGUAUCAUUCGAACAAUAUGAUCGGUUCCACCACCACCACCAGCCCCACCAGCAAUCCAAAUACGCCUAUCACCCCUACUACAACUAUUCACCAACAACAUCAACAACACCAACAAACGACUCACCAACAGCAACACCAACAUCAGCAACCGCAGCAGCCGAUGGGGUUUCCCGAGGUCCAAACCGAUACACCACCUCAGACCCCUCCGAAUUUGAAGCUGCCGAGCGUGGCGGGGAGUCUGCUUACCGGUUCAACAACCCCUACGACCGGUACCUGCUAUAAUACCAACACCAAUAACGGGACAAGCAAUAACAAUAACAACAAUAGUAGCAUCAAUAACAAUAACUCUAGCAAUUUAGCCAAUAAUAACAACGCGAAUGCGACAAACAAUAAUCUGAGCGGUGGUGGGUACAAUGGUGAAUCCUCCCCAAGUAGCAACGGGAGCUAUGUGGGAAAUUUCACGCGGAUACAGGAUCAACAGUUGUUGGACAGUCCGCAUCAGGACAGCUCAGUAGCGGCCUUUAAACCAUUCUUUAAAAGUCAGCAAAUUAGCAAUGGGUUCGUGUCGCCAGUAUGAGGUUUUGUAGCGUAGCAUUAGUGAGCUGCCAUGCUAGUAUUUUCCCCCGGGGGGUUUUUCACCUGCAUAAGGUUACAUGUAUAAAUGCUGACAACAUAGGCCCGAUUUGCAAUAUGUAGUUUAGCGACAUUUUGCUAAGCAAAACAGAAAAAAUCACUUAACAGAAAUUAUACAAAAAUGUUAAAUGUUAAUUUCAAAGUCGCCCUGCAAAGGAAUGUUUUGUGUAUCAGUAAUCACUUUUAUCUAUUUCCAAUUUUUAAAAGCUUGAACACAUACAAGUCUCACCCAGAUUCGUAAAAUUUCAAUUUGAUACACACCAGAGAAUGUAUACGAGAAAAAUUGUAUAAAAAAAUGAAUGCAAGGAAAAUGUAAAACACAAAAAGCGCAAAAAAAAAUAAUUUACUAUGUAAUUGUAGAAACUUGAACAUUUUUGUAAAUAUAGUUGAAAAAACAAGCAGUUAUCGUAUAUUUCUGUAAAAAAAAGUAUGGAUAGGUAUAGAAAAGUAUCAAAAAUUUAAGAUAAAAAAUUAAAAUUAUUAUCUGCUUUAAACAAAACUUUUCUUAAUCAGAGGAUUCACUAUUUUUAAUUUAGAGUGAUUAAAUGAAAGUACGAAAUAAAAUUCAUAGAAUUGCAUACUUUGUUUUAUAAUUUCUGGAACAAAUCAAUCAACAAAAAUUAUGGAACUAUUGACAGUUUUUUCUAACGACGGCAAUAAAAACAAUCUUUUCUUCAAGAAGAUCUAAAUUAUAUUUCCCUUAGUUCAAUUCUUCAUUGUCAGUAGCACCCUUCUCAGAAAACUCGUUGUCUAGAUAGGAUUUUACCUUCCAGAUUUAUUAAUUCGCUCCCUUCCUUUCCCAUUUGCUUAAAUGAUCACUCCACACGCCACACCAAACAUUGGGACGAGUGCAAGAAAUCUGCAAUCGGUAGAAACUGCCUACCAAGUUUCGUAUUUUUACGGAUAAAGUCUUUACAAUUUUUAUUUAUUAAAAGAUAAAUUGAUUCGCUUUUAUGUUUAAUGUAGUGAAAUAUUGCCUAUUUGUUUAAUGUUGUGAAUUAUCUUUGUUAGCCACGCAUCCGACACUAAGGUAAAUUAACUCCGUGUUGUUUUCUCCUAAUUUUGUACAUCUGAAACAGUGUAAAAAUAAACGGUGCAAUAUCUAUACACAAUUGACAUAUUUUGCGUAUUCUUUAUCGAUGCACUACAAGAAGGAAAGAUCACAUUUAAAUAAAAUAAUUGUACUUAGUAUGGUUAUUACAUAAGCGACACUGAACCAUUGAUAACUGUCUUAUGUAAGAGCAUUUAUAAUCUGUGAUAAAAUACUUUAAAAAGGAAACAAGGAAAAUCAUAAAAUUAAUAUUUUGUAAAAUGAGAGACAAAAUAAAAAAAAACUAAACUAUCACGAGAGAAAAUCAAUGAAAGCGCAAAUAAAAUAAGAUGCGAAUGGGAUCCAUGUGUUUUAAGCAGUAAUUAAAAAUGGAUAGAAUAAAAUCCAAAGUAUUGUUAAGUAGUAAAUGAUAAUGUUACAAAACUUUUGUGUAUACUUUCAAAAUUCACAUCUCCCGUUAUAAGGUGAAAUUAGAUUUCUAAAUUUAAUUUAACGAACGACCACAUCAAAGCUUACUUGUUUAGAUUUAAUGCUUUCCGAUUUGAGUAUCUUGAAGAUAAUAUGGCACCCAUGAUUCGACCGCAGUAGUAACAAUUUCAAAAUCCUUUUAUGCAAGUAUCAAAAAAAUCCCUGUAAAUAUUUUUCUGGCAAGAUAGCUGGCGAGUACUUAAUAUACAUAUAUCAUGUUUGCUCAAGAGAAUUAGAAACAAGUCAUUGUAAAUGUUCUGUUGUUAUAUACCAGGAAAGAACUUCAAAAUCAGUUUUGAAACACUUAAAAAGUACAUUAAAACCAUGUAUCAAGCAAUCUACUUAUAAAAGAGGAAGAAAAAAGAAAGCGAAUUAAUUAUGAAAAGAAAGAUAAGGAAAUGAAGUGUAAAACGAUAUGACCUUUUAUGUUGUUUUUCAUUCUUAUUUUUUUCACUUUGCAUAUAAUCUAAUGAUAAAUUAUUAUCAUAAUAAAAGUAUAGGAAAGAAAUCUAUAUAUAAAGCGUAUAUUUCAUAUAAUAAGAUUAAUUAUAAAAAAUAUUGAAAUUGUAUAAAGGUAAAAAUGUACCGGUAAAUUGAUUUAAGUAAGAGAUAUAUAUAUGUAAAAGUAAAAGAAAAUGCGUAUUCACACACACAAGAUACAAAACUAAU
This is a messenger RNA of Hermetia illucens (black soldier fly), 6002 nucleotides long. RefSeq names its product homeobox protein araucan. Lineage: Eukaryota; Metazoa; Arthropoda; Insecta; Diptera; Stratiomyidae. The record is from RefSeq and is a predicted model, not a curated record. Gene Ontology annotation, biological process: neuron differentiation; regulation of transcription by RNA polymerase II; cell development. The transcript is spliced from 7 exons. Gene Ontology annotation, cellular component: nucleus. The coding region runs from base 1452 to 3758 and encodes 768 amino acids. Gene Ontology annotation, molecular function: RNA polymerase II cis-regulatory region sequence-specific DNA binding; DNA-binding transcription factor activity, RNA polymerase II-specific.